AUGAAGGAAGCUGGUGUGAGCUGCUAGUCACUGACUGAGUUCUGCCUCCACCAGGCUUCAGGGAUGAAGGCUGCGGGCAUUUUUGCCCUGAUUGGCUGCCUGGUCACAAGUACGGAGUCCAAACUCUACACUCGCUGCAAACUGGCACAAAUAUUUGCAAGGGCCGGCCUGGACAAUUAUGCAGGCUUUAGCCUUGGAAACUGGAUCUGCAUGGCAUAUUAUGAGAGCGGCUACAACACCACGGCUGAGACUAUCCUGGAAGAUGGAAGUAUCGACUACGGCAUCUUUCAGAUAAACAGUUACACGUGGUGCAGAUACGCAAAGCUGCAGGAGAAGAACCACUGCCACGUUGCCUGUUCAGCCUUGGUCACUGAUGACCUCACGGAUGCGAUUAUUUGUGCCAAGAAAAUUGUUAAAGAGACGCAAGGGAUGAACUAUUGGCAAGGCUGGAAGAAGCACUGUGAGGGCAAAGAUCUGUCUGAGUGGAAAAAAGGAUGUGAUGUUUCACGAGGUGCAUCUUGACCCAGUGUGCUUUGCGACAACCCCCUACGAUUUGUAAUGAAGUUCUAAAUGCUUCUGCCAUCUUGCCUCUUUCCUCCCACUAUUCCUUCUCAAAGUUGGAGGGGGAAAGCUAUGUUAUAUUUUUAAAGCAAUAAAUAUUUCCAUUUAAGUGUCUUCACCCUGA
Messenger RNA from Otolemur garnettii (small-eared galago), 685 nucleotides. Its product is annotated as lysozyme-like protein 1. The record is from RefSeq and is a predicted model, not a curated record. NCBI's taxonomy places the organism in Eukaryota, Metazoa, Chordata, Mammalia, Primates, Galagidae. The transcript has 5 exons. Gene Ontology annotation, molecular function: lysozyme activity.